AUGAAGCCUUCUACUCAACCGCUUCCUGCCGAUCAUGUUGAAAAGUCCAACACCACUGCGAAUCUCUUUUUAGGUGGUGUGCGGAGGAACUGGAUGGCCGAUGUCCGUCCAGCUUCAACGCACCAUGUUCCUCCAUCUCCGCCUAAAACCAAUACUGCACCUCCGGUUUCCGAGCGCCCGGAAGUUGCGCCCAUGUCCCCCGUCACACCGGGGGGUAUGCUGCAAUCGGCCCUGCCACCCGCAGUGACUGCAGUGACUGCAGUGGCAGUCACUGCUCCCAAGAAACCCGAUCCUCCAGCAACUGCGCUUCCAUCUCCUGUACCAAGUGCAGACUCUCAUCCAAGUCCCGUUAUUAGCCAUCCGUCAACCGCUAGUCCCGCGAUUUCUGCUGCUCCACCGGUCGCGAUUCCUCGAGCUCACCCGCAACCUAUAACCCCAACAUCCGUCACAAAUGAGACCGGCCCUCGUCUGCCACACCAACCCGGGAUGAGCCAAGUCUCACAAGAUGCUCUAGGGAUCACAGUCGCACGUUCAAGCUCCCUGAUAAGGACGGAUGCGCGGCCCGGGCCCAUGCACGAGGUACAUGUGCACGAGGCCAAUGCAACACCAAUCUCAAAUGGUCCAGGCCCGACCCCAGAUCAGUCUACAUGGAAAAAAUGGCAAGCUUGGGUAGGUCAACUGGGGAGGAAGGCGACCAGUUCCCGGUCCAGUAUUGCCGUAGCUCGAGUACAAUUGCUGUAUGAGGCUUGCGCGAAAAGAGACCUGUUUUAUCUGGUACUGCAUCAGAUAUUCUGUCGCGUAUCUUUGGGCGAUAAAGUCUUCUUGGAUCUCCCCGUCCUCAGUUCAGAAUGGUGUCAAAGGGGCAUUGGCCGGAUCUCUGAACUGCUGGAGCCCAACCAUAAGCUUUCCAAAGAGAUCCUCGUUCUCUUUGCCCAAUUUCCAGUCACGCCAGAGGAGAUGAAUGCGCAGGUUUGGUAUCAUCGGAAUAUUCAGGAGGUCGCCAAUUUCCUUCCACUGCUGGCAACGCGUUUCACGAGUUGCUCUUGCCAAUUUUACGCGGAUGUGGUCCAUCGACGCUUUCCGCCGCUGGUGCAUGAGAUGAGACGAGAGUUCAAUCUCAAUUCACCCGCGUUCAUGAGUGUGAUUUUUGCUUCCAUGGGUCGACAACUAUACGAUGCUCCCAAUUUCGAGGCGUUGAAUGAACUGUUUCACAAAAACCAGGACCUAGAUCCAAAUAUGAAAGGCUUGGACAAGGAAUCCCAACAUCAAUUAAUUGAUGCUUACCGGAGCAUUCCAAUGAGAGAUUCCCCAUUACAACUAGCAUCAUUACCCAGUCCCCAGGCUCCGGCCACAGCUCCGAUCUCUCAAUCUCCUCGACCUGAAGUCACGCGAUCCUAUUCUCGAAGCCAACCCUCAUCCGCGAGCCCAAGACCAACUCUUCUCAGUCAUCCCAGGCAUCAAUCUGCCCAGGCAUCCAAUGGAACACAAGCAUCUUCGAAUAUACAGGAAAGGCAAUCCCCUGCUAUGCAAUCUCCAGCAGUCCAGUCUCCAGCAGUUCAGCCUCCAGCAGUUCAGCCUCCAGCAGUCCAGUCACCAGCGGUCCAGUCACCAGCAGUCCAGUCUCCAGCAAUCCAGUCUCCAGCAAUUCAGUCUCCAGCAAUUCAGUCUCCAGCAAUUCAGUCUCCAGCAAUUCAGUCUCCAGCAAUUCAGUCUCCAGCAAUUCAGUCUCCAGCAAUUCAGUCUCCAGCAAUUCAGUCUCCAGCAAUUCAGUCUCCAGCAAUUCAGUCUCCAGCAAUUCAGUCUCCAGCAAUUCAGUCUCCAGCAAUUCAGUCUCCAGCAAUUCAGUCUCCAGCAAUUCAGUCUCCAGCAAUUCAGUCUCCAGCAAUUCAGUCUCCAGCAAUUCAGUCUCCAGCAAUUCAGUCUCCAGCAAUUCAGUCUCCAGCAAUUCAGUCUCCAGCAAUUCAGUCUCCAGCAAUUCAGUCUCCAGCAAUUCAGUCUCCAGCAAUUCAGUCUCCAGCAAUUCAGUCUCCAGCAAUUCAGUCUCCAGCUAGUCAACAUCCAGCGAAUCGGCCUCCGCCUCCGCCGAUCGUAACUGGCCCACCCGGCCAUUCUACGUAUCAGUAUCCUUCACAACAGAGGCCGCAGAUUCGGCAGAGUCGCCCGCUGAUGACGCAGCAGGAGAUCGCAACGACGCGACAGGCAAACCAGGCCUGUCCAAUCCCUCACUGGCAAAUGUCACCAGCACAGCAGAGUCAAAUGUCAGGCUUGCCUCCAAGGCCAGGCCAUGUACCUGGGUACACUUGGCAACUUGCUCCCAAUCCUCAGACACAGGCACAAGCACAGGAGUUUCUUCGGUCAUAUAUUCCUCCUUCAGCAUAUACGUCUCCAUCUCCGCUUUCGGCCCAGCAGAAUGUGUCAUCCCCAGGAGUCGCGUCCGACGGUCAACGCCGAGAGAGCCAGGUGCCAUUGCAAACUUACCAGGCAUAUUUAAGAAGCCAGCCCAUUGCUUCCCCGCACCAAGUUCACUCGCCAAAUUCACGAUCUCCUCAAACUUACACCCCUCAAAACCACAACCUUCAAACACACACUCGACAAAACCAUACUCCACAAACGCAUGCUCCUCAAACGCAUACUCCUCAUCCCCCAUCCCCUGCGCCCCUCUUGCCACCUCCUGGAUAUCGCCUCCCACAGACUGCUCCGCCGAAUCCCAUGCGUCUCGGGCUACAUCAAGCCGAUCUUCGUGACCCAAUAAAGAAAUGUAUCAAGAAAGGGCCAGGAGGCGAAAUGCGGGAAGCGGAGCUUUAUCAUUAUGUGAGCCAUUUUGCGCUGGAGCCUUCUGUCAUUGAUCCCGAGGGUUACAAUUAUGUUUGGAAUUUUUCCGUGUCUGCCGAUGAUAUGACGAGGCAUCCUCGCCCUGUAGAAACGUCUGUUAAGGAGGGCCACCGUCGCAUUCUCACAUAUCAAUCAGGUUGCCGAACAUUUCGUCUGCGGUGUGUCGCACUUCCAGCUUCGGAAACAGCAAAGACAAAGACCCUGUGGCAUACGGCGCCCACAACUUGGCCCAGCGUGUUCUACAUUCACCUCAAUGGCAGAGAGUUUACUCCCCGCCGGAAGAUUCAUAAUGGGAAGGACCUGCCUUUGGAUAUCACAUUGGAUCUCCAACAGGGCGAAAACAAGCUGCAAGUUGACCUUCUCCUCGGGCCAGAUGAAUGCAAGAAUAUCCGAUAUUACUUCGGUAUUGAAAUCAUGGACGUCUCUCGGUUCGAUCUGGUGCGUAGUCUCGUCCGGGCCCUUCCGGCGGACGUUGUACGUCAAAAAAUCCAAAAGCGUCUUAACAAAACCACUGAAGAUGAUGACGUGGCUGUCGUGACCAAUAAUCUGACUGUUAGCCUUAUUGAUCCUUUCACUGCACAAGUCUGCCACACGCCAGCCCGCUCCAGCUACUGUGACCACCAGGAAUGCUUUGAUCUGGAGACUUUCAUCAAGACUCGAAAGUCAGUCAGCGGUCCGACCCCGAUGAACGAUAAUUGGAGAUGUCCUAUCUGUAAUUCCGAUGCUCGUCCGCAGCUCCUGCUCUUGGAUCGAUUCCUUGAGGAUGUUCGCAUGCAGCUUAUCCAGAGGAAUCAGCUCGAAGGAGCCCAGUCCAUCCAAAUAAAGCCCGAUGGCACAUGGACCGUGAAGGCCACCAGAGAUGAAGCUGGGCCGACUAAAGAGAAAUCACGUUUGCCCCCGGCCAAGCGCAAAGCAGACGAUCUCGAAGUACCAUCAGGGAAUGCGGCUUCGCGUGUCAAAUAUGAGAACACCCGGUCCCCUGGAAACCAGCCUCCCGAGCGAAUCGUCAUUGAAAUAGACGACUAA
Molecule: messenger RNA, 3858 nt
Organism: Penicillium pulvis
Lineage: Eukaryota; Fungi; Ascomycota; Eurotiomycetes; Eurotiales; Aspergillaceae
Product: MIZ zinc finger domain protein
Exons: 1
Coding region: 1-3858 (1285 amino acids)
Biological process (GO): protein sumoylation
Molecular function (GO): SUMO ligase activity; zinc ion binding
Source: RefSeq, a predicted model, not a curated record